AUGUCCUUCCUAUUUGGCAGGGCCAGAACGAGGCCGGCCGUGGACCUGCCCAAACAAGCCAGGGACCAUGUGACGAAGCUGGAAGGACCAAAUGGCUCUGUAAAGGCCGAAGAGCUUGCCAGAGUCCUGAACCAGAUGAAGUUCAUUUUGCAAGGUACUCAAGAGGCUGAUAGCAGCCCCGAACAGAUAUAUCAACUCGUUACUGGCUUGAUUGAGGAGGAUCUCCUCUACUUACUUGCCGUAAAUCUCUGGCGCUUACCGUUCGAAUCCCGCAAAGAUACCCAGGUUAUCUUCUCCUACGUCUUCCGUUUCCGCCCACCCACCGCCUCGCCUAAGAGCGACCCCCUCGCUCUGUCCUACGUUGUCAACAAUCGCCCGCAAGUUUUGCUGGAACUUUGUCGAGGGUACGAGCACAAGGAGAGCGCAACGCCUGCCGGUUCCGUUCUCCGAGAAGUCCUCAAAUCAGAAGCUGCCGCCGCCAUAAUCUUGUACGAUGACAAUGAAGAAUCUGGAUCUAGCAAUAAAGGUAUCAAUUUGAUUGACCGAGAUCGCCGUCAAAGCGGCGACGGCGUCUUUUGGAGGUUUUUUGACUGGAUCGACAAGAGCUCUUUCGAAGUCGCUGCGGAUGCCUUCACCACGUUUAGAGAACUUCUCACGAAACACAAGGAGCUUGUUCCGAGGUACUUGUCGGUCAACUUCGACCUCUUCUUCGACAAGUACAAUAACAUACUUGUACAAUCCAACAGUUAUGUCACCAAGCGACAGUCCAUCAAAUUACUCGGCGAGAUCUUGCUGGACCGCUCAAACUAUAGCGUUAUGACCGCCUACGUUGAUCGCGGAGAGCAUCUGAAGAUUUGCAUGAACCUAUUGAGAGACGACCGCAAGAUGGUCCAGUAUGAGGGCUUCCACGUCUUCAAGGUCUUCGUUGCCAACCCUCAUAAGUCAAUUGCGGUCCAGAAGAUACUGCUCAUGAAUAGGGAAAAGCUACUCACAUUCUUGUCCCACUUUCUGGAAGACCGGACCGACGAUGAACAGUUCAUUGAUGAAAGGGAGUUCCUCAUCAAGCAGAUCAGGAAUAUGCCGCCAAGCCCAGUGCCGCCUCAGAGGCAUGGCAUGUCUGGCGGCACUUGA
Messenger RNA from Colletotrichum aenigma, 1131 nucleotides. It is a transcript of the gene hymA, whose product is annotated as Conidiophore development protein hymA. The record is from RefSeq and is a predicted model, not a curated record. Lineage: Eukaryota; Fungi; Ascomycota; Sordariomycetes; Glomerellales; Glomerellaceae. The transcript is spliced from 4 exons. Gene Ontology annotation, molecular function: protein serine/threonine kinase activator activity. The coding region runs from base 1 to 1131 and encodes 376 amino acids. Gene Ontology annotation, biological process: intracellular signal transduction.